Choloepus didactylus (southern two-toed sloth) is the source of this 1184-nucleotide messenger RNA. It is a transcript of the gene TMEM176A, whose product is annotated as transmembrane protein 176A. The transcript has 7 exons. The coding region runs from base 161 to 937 and encodes 258 amino acids. Gene Ontology annotation, cellular component: membrane. The record is from RefSeq and is a predicted model, not a curated record. Lineage: Eukaryota; Metazoa; Chordata; Mammalia; Pilosa; Megalonychidae.
GCACUAAAAUCCAGUGCCCCCUCCCUCCAACCUUCCCUUUCUGACUCUCCACCAAGAUCUUCCCCCUCCCGCUGGGGUCGUCAGCACCAGCCCAGGCUCCUCCCAGCUCUGGUCUGCUUUGCCGCACUCUGCAGCCAAGUCCCAGAGGAGAGCAGGACGGAUGGCCACGGACAUGGGGCCCGCAGACGGAGGUGAGGCGGUCCCUGCGGCCCCCCAGCCCACCCACAUCGAUGUGCACAUCCACCAGGAGUCUGUCCUGGCCAAGCUCCUGCUCAGCGGGUGCUCCCUGCUGCGGACCCGGGCCCGCCCCCGGGACGCCAGCUCCGAGGCCGCGGGUCGCCGGCUGCUGGCGGCGUCCUGGGUGGUGCAGAUCGUGCUGGGGGUCCUGAGCGGGGUCCUGGGAGGAUUCCUGUACCUCUUCCCCUACUCCUACCUGCUUGCCUCAGGAGCUGCCAUCUGGACGGGGGCUGUGGCUGUGCUGGCUGGAGUAGUUGCCUUCACUCAUGAGAAACGGGGUGGCAUGUGCUGGGGCUUACUGAGGACGCUGCUUGCCCUGGCAGCUUUCUCCACGGCUGUUGCUGCUAUUACAAUUUGGGCUGAUUGGUACCACGGAUACCCUUUCUAUAAUGAAGACUAUGUCUGUGGCAGCUCCUCGGAGGGCUGGCCCACCCUACCCCCUAGCACUAAGAGUCCAGAAGAAGUCAGAAGGCUAAGCCUUUGUCUCUCCUACAUAGACAUGCUGCGGACCUUGUACAAAGGACUUUGGGCCUUGCUUUUGAGUGUCUGGAUUGUGCUGCUUGUGGCAUCUCUAGUCCCCCUGGGUCUGUACUGCUGGAGAAUCCUCCUACCUAAGAAGGGCUGUCUCACUCCACCUCUCCCUCAGGAAAAGGACAGGAAGGAACUGCUGGAAGUGGAAUCAAGCCCUGCCUCUUUCUGAGUACUCCUGCCUGGAGCUCCUGCUGGACUGUGAAGGCCUGCAUCUGGUUCUUGGAAGAAGAAUUAGACAGGAAAAGAGACUCUCCAAGAACCCCAGAUGUUCUCCCCACAAUCAUAUCCACUGCCUUGCAUUCCCCAAUCAACCUAGUGGCUCUUGCCCAUUUAUUACUCACCUUCACCAUCCUGCCCUGCUUUGUGUCCCCUCUUCAGCAGUAAUUUGAUAAUAAAAUCUUGUUGUAUUGCUCCCA